Molecule: messenger RNA, 1587 nt
Organism: Drosophila mauritiana
Lineage: Eukaryota; Metazoa; Arthropoda; Insecta; Diptera; Drosophilidae
Gene: drm
Product: protein drumstick
Exons: 3
Coding region: 740-985 (81 amino acids)
Biological process (GO): embryo development; regulation of transcription by RNA polymerase II; embryonic pattern specification
Cellular component (GO): nucleus
Molecular function (GO): RNA polymerase II transcription regulatory region sequence-specific DNA binding; DNA-binding transcription factor activity, RNA polymerase II-specific
Source: RefSeq, a predicted model, not a curated record
AUUCAUUCAACUUUGUGCCGCUCGAGCGUGCGUAUAUAGUUCCCUCUCAUCAGUAACAGUAUCAGUAACAACAUCAGUAACAUUUCCUUCGCGAGUACCUUCAAAAGAGAUACAAAUCGAUCUAUCCAUUCUGCGGACAUACGAAAAUCGCACGAAACUCAGCUAUAGAAAUCGGUUAGCCUCUACUCGAGUCCGAAGAACGCGUAACUCCAGUGCAUCCCAUUGGGUGUCUGCCUUAAAGUGCGCCAUAAACUAAAAGCCAAACCUAAACGUCGGCGGAGAGGAGAAAUAAAUAACGCCCACCGAAACGCAACACCACCUACUGGUCACCCGUGGCAAACGAGAAGGGGGUGGAGAGGCGAAAUCACGGAGCAGCGAUAUACGGGCCAAAAAGAUAAAGCCGCCAGGACAGGGGAAAGUGGUAGAGGAAGCGACGUUGCCGCUCUUCACCGACCAAUCAGCCAAGAAGGCAGCAAUUAAGCGCGGUGUUAUCUGAACAGAUAGCGAUUAGAGGCGAGAAAAUAGACCCCAUUGAGUGGAAAAGCCCCAUUGCCGAGCCAAAGAGCGCGCUUGAGAGGCCGGAAAGGCGGGAGUCAGCCACACACGAAUCCCCAUUUGACGAGAGCGGGAGCACCCAGCCGGGAGAGCCCCGAGCAGCGCCACAUCGCCGCACUUCGAGCACCCCACUCAAGCACUCAACCUCCAGCGCCGGGCACCAGUACACAUACCGCCUGUCAAAAUGUUUGCUGUAAUGCGAAUCGACAACGAUGACUGCCGGUCCGAUUUCCGCCGCAAGAUGCGUCCGAAGUGCGAGUUCAUUUGCAAGUACUGCCAGCGGCGAUUCACCAAGCCGUACAACCUGAUGAUCCACGAGCGCACCCACAAGUCCCCCGAGAUCACCUAUUCGUGCGAGGUGUGCGGCAAGUACUUCAAGCAGCGGGACAAUCUGCGCCAGCACAGAUGUAGUCAGUGUGUUUGGCGAUAAGCUAAAAUACCACAUAAACAUAUAUAUAAAUAUAUAUAAAACCACACACAGAGCAAUAUAUAAAGUAAAACCGAUAUCUAAGCACCGCAGCACCAACAACAGCACGCAAUAUCACAGCUAUAUCUUACACACACAUAAUGAAUGAAUGGGAUCUGAUGAGGCAACUGCAACACACACCGCCUACUUCUUCAUGCACCACUCUCUAAACAUAUAAAUACCUGCAACAGCAGCAACUGCAACAUUGCUUAAACCACUAGAUGCAAUCUACAGCCACGACAAGCGAUUAUAGUGAACGGAAUGCUACGUUCAGGUGUUGGUUUUCAAUCUAUUCGGUUAUCUGGUCUAUACAAUGCACUUGCCACGCCCCCAUCAACAGCAGACAAACACACAUAUGCAGAUGUUGCGCAGGCGCAGCACAACAGCAGCAGUUGCAGCAUAUGCAGCAGUGGCAACGGUUGCAACAGUUGCAAAGCACAUUGCAACAGCAGCCUCCACAUUUUCAAUAAUAUUUCCAGAAAUCUUCACAUGGACACUUGUGGGCGUGGCUGCUUCGGAAAGUGAUGAAGGCAGCCCCCUUAGGCAGCCUGCAACUUGCAACAUCU